Molecule: messenger RNA, 1538 nt
Organism: Pezoporus flaviventris
Lineage: Eukaryota; Metazoa; Chordata; Aves; Psittaciformes; Psittacidae
Gene: RBM34
Product: RNA binding motif protein 34
Exons: 11
Coding region: 1-1317 (438 amino acids)
Molecular function (GO): RNA binding
Source: RefSeq, a predicted model, not a curated record
AUGAAGGGCCGGCGGAGGGUGGUGGCGGUGCGGGCCGGCCCGGAGCAGCAGCAGCAGCAGCAGCAGCAGCAGCAGUACCAGCAGCAGUACGUAGUGGGGCAGGUAGCUGACAGCCUCUGGCCGGCGGCGGCCCCCGCCGCGCCGCUCUCGGGGCUCUUCAGCGCCGCCGGCGCCCCGCCGGUGCUGGUGUCUGUGAAAGAAAAGAAAAGAAAGCAUGCAGAGGAAGUGGAGAAAGCAGAAGUGGAGAAAGCAUCAGAAGACCAGAGCUUACCUGUCAUAGAAGAACCUCCUGUAAAAGCAAAGAAAGCCAAAAAAAAGGAACUUUCAAAAGCAGAUAAAAAAUCGGCAAACAGGGAGAGCGCUUUGGAGCAGGCAGAUGAAGAGGAGGAGCAAAAACUGUUACAAAAUAAAACCAAGCAAAAAAAAAAGUCGUCUUCUGCCAUCACCAAAAGUGUUGUUAAAUCAGAUACAGGCACUACUGUAAAACAACAAAGGGAAAAAAAGGUGGUUGAUGAAUUGGUAAACAGAAGAACCGUCUUUGUUGGGAACUUGCCUGUCAACUGUACUACUCAGGUUCUGAAAUCUCGUUUUAAAGAGUAUGGACAAAUAAAAUCCAUCCGAUUCCGCUCUUUGGUUCCAGCAGAAGAUACUUUAUCCAAAAAGUUAGCAGCAAUAAAGCGUAAGGUGCACCCUAAUGCGAAGUUUGUUAAUGCUUACAUUGUAUUUAAAGAAGAAUGCGAUGCCAUUAAGGCUCUGAAGGAAAAUGGAACAGAAAUUGCUAGUGGAUUUCACAUCAGAGUUGACAUUGCAUCAAAAAGCAGUUCGCAUGACAAUAAGCGAUCUGUAUUUGUGGGAAAUCUCUCAUAUGACAUCAGUGACGAUGCUGUGCGAGAGCACUUCUCUGUGUGUGGAGGUGUCGUGGCAGUGCGGAUCGUGAGGGACAGAAGCACCGGCCUGGGGAAGGGCUUUGGCUACGUCCUCUUCGAGGAUACGGAUGCUGUGCAUCUGGCUCUGAGGCUCAACGGGACGGAUCUGAUGGGAAGAAAGGUCCGGGUGCAGCGCUGCGGAAACAAAGGGAAAGUGCCACGGAAAACUCGUGGCCAGCCUCGUGCUCCGAAGGGCGGCGCUGGCACCGCCGCAGGGACCAAGCAGAGCCCUGACGAUUCGUUUGUCGGGGAGACGGCCACGCCGCUUAGGAAGAGCGCCAAGCCAAAGAGACUGAGGACUGCCCCGGGAAGUAAAACGGGGAAGAAGAACAAACGCGCUUUUGAUAAAAGUCAGACGUAUACUGACGUGCGGCACCGUUACAAAGAGUGAUGUAUACGCGAGCUGCUAUAAACGCUGUUGGUGAAUUCGGCUGGAGUGGUUGUCGGGUUCUCCCGCCAGCGCAUGCGCUCCGUGGCGACGGGCGGCUUCCCCGCAGGCACUGGAACAGGCGCCCUCUGCGCCGCGGCUUGAUGACGUCAGCGGAAGCGCGGAAGGGUCCUUUCUGGCUGCCCGCUCUCCCCAAGGUGCCUGCGGAGCUCGGCGCCGGCCGC